Messenger RNA from Homarus americanus (American lobster), 595 nucleotides. RefSeq lists its product as uncharacterized. The transcript has 3 exons. Bases 23 to 595 code for a protein of 190 amino acids. Gene Ontology annotation, molecular function: laminin binding. NCBI's taxonomy places the organism in Eukaryota, Metazoa, Arthropoda, Malacostraca, Decapoda, Nephropidae. Gene Ontology annotation, biological process: G protein-coupled acetylcholine receptor signaling pathway; receptor clustering. The record is from RefSeq and is a predicted model, not a curated record.
UGCUGCCUUUUGUGUGUGAGCCAUGAAGGUGUGGGUGGUACUGGUGCUCGUUCUCCUGACGGUGUUGUUGGCGGCCAGGGGCGUUGCAGAGAAGAAUGAGGGCCGGAAGGUGAAGAACCCAAAGAACGAGGUAGGCGAUGGAGGUGGAAAGGAAGACGUGACUGUAACAGGCAGUGGGGCGUGUAAGAACGGUGACAACCAACCUCACCUCUCUCUCACCGCCCGCGUCCAGCAUGCACAGGUGGUGUUCUACGGGUUUGUGACUCGAGUGUACAAGAAGAAGGGAAAGCAGACGUACCCGGCUGAGUUCUUCAUAGUGAACGUCUUCAAGGGCGCCGAGUUGAUGGCCAGGUUGCUCAAGGUGGACGGUGGGUACGGCGGCGUCUACAACCUGAGGGAUAAACGCAUCAACGUGACCAACUUUGGCCCCCGGGAGGCUUGUCUCUCACCCCUGGAGGAGCAGAGGACCUUCAUCAUCCUCGCCACCUCCAAGACCGGUCGUCGUCUGCGUGCCCACUACGACCACCCAGGAGGCGCCGCCGUCCAGUGGACCAAAGAAAACGAGGAAGAAGUGUGGAGGGCCUUAGGUAAGUGA